This is a messenger RNA of Talaromyces atroroseus, 1284 nucleotides long. RefSeq lists its product as hypothetical. The record is from RefSeq and is a predicted model, not a curated record. Gene Ontology annotation, molecular function: saccharopine oxidase activity; sarcosine oxidase activity; flavin adenine dinucleotide binding. The coding region runs from base 1 to 1284 and encodes 427 amino acids. The transcript is spliced from 3 exons. NCBI's taxonomy places the organism in Eukaryota, Fungi, Ascomycota, Eurotiomycetes, Eurotiales, Trichocomaceae.
AUGGGGAAAUCAGUCAUCAUCAUUGGAGCCGGUGUAUUUGGCAUCUCAACGGCCUGGCAUCUGUCGCGAGACCUAGGAUACAACAAGUACAGCUCGAUCCGGGUUUUGGAUAGAUUUCCCCCUCCAUCGCAGGUCGCUGCGGGUACAGAUAUAAACAAGAUCAUUCGCACCGAAUACGCGGACCAGGAAUACACAGAAUUAGCCCUGGAAGCGGUGAAAGCCUGGACCGACCCCAACGCAAUAUUCGCGAAACAUUUUCAUCCGUCCGGCUGGCUAUUAUGCGCCAGUGGUGACAGCGUGCCGUUCAUCGAGCAGAGUGAGCGCAAUGCCAAAGCCAAAGGCGUUCAUUCUGCACAGUUUAUGACGCCGGCGGAGGUGAGCUCAACAUGGCCCGUCUUCAAUGGGCCAAUGCCCGGCUGGAAGAUCCUGGCAGAUCCAGACGCAGGUUGGGCGACGUCUGGAAAAGUGAUGCUCGAGAUGGCCAGCGAAAGUGCCUCCCGCGGCGUAGUCUUCUCGUCAGGGGAUGCAGGAAACGUCCAGACAAUCCUAUUUAAUAAGAAAGGUGCCGCCAUCGGAGUUCGCACUUUUGGCGGCAUUUCAUACUAUGCAGACAAUAUCAUCCUCGCUGCUGGCGCGAACAGUGCCAGUCUUCUCGAUAUGGAAAACCAACAGUGUGCAUUAGGUCACACGGUUUGCUUCAUCCAGCUUGAGCCGCACGAAGUUGCGCGAUACAAGAACAUGACACUAAUUGCGAAUAUCGAAGAGGGAUGCAUAUUUCCCCCGGAUGAGAACAGAGUGAUCAAAGUUGCCUCUGUCCACUUCGUCACGAAUUUCAAAACAUCAAAAAUAUCCGGCGUCUCUCUGCCUAGGUUCCGCGAAGAUAACCCCGGGGACGGCGUUCCGAAUGCCAUUCAGAGGCGCCUGCGAAACUGGGUGCGCGAGGUCGUGCCAGACCUAGCCGAUAGACCAUGGUCGGAUACACGGAUGUGCUGGGAAGCCCAGACUCCAAGCGACAACUUCAUUAUCUCCCAGCACCCUGGCCAUGAAGGCCUCAGUAUCACUACCGGCGGUUCUGGCCAUGCGUUCAAGUUCAUUCCUAUCAUUGGAAUGUAUGUCUCGCAGCUGCUCGACGGCACUCUGCCUGAGAAGCUGAAGGUCAAAUGGCGAUGGGCACCGUCCACCACAGCGUUGACAAGCAGACCAGGCGCCAAACACAUGUUUGCUGCUCCGAUGCAGGAGCUGGGGGACUUGCCAGGCUGGCAGCCCCUUGCAGCUAAACUGUAA